This is a messenger RNA of Protopolystoma xenopodis, 858 nucleotides long. The record is from the annotation of a GenBank genome assembly. NCBI's taxonomy places the organism in Eukaryota, Metazoa, Platyhelminthes, Monogenea, Polystomatidea, Polystomatidae.
AUGAAAUCAAGUCGUCGUAGUGCUUCUGCCUGUACCCCUGUCCAGCAAAUCGCCAACACACGAAACGCCUCGCAGGUUGCCGCCGAGACCGUGAUCGAUGCCCUUAAGCAGCUAGCCUUUCUUCGUACUGCCAUUUUUCUGGUGGUUUGGCGUAUCUCUGAUGGGCCCGAAGGUCUUCAUGCCAUCUUUCGAUAUCUAGUCAACAUUCAUCAAAGCUCCAGCGAUCCCUGUGCAUUUGACAUACCAAGCUUGAAGGGACAAGCAUUGGUCAAUUGUGCUUCCGAUGUGGUAUGCCGAUCUGCGGGUGCUCCGGUCAUUCUGGUCGGCACACAUGCCGACCGAUGUCCUACUUGGUGGCUGCCACUCGAUUCUGUCGCACGCGUGACUUCUGAAUAUUUUGCAGGCUCCAGCGAUCCCUGUGCAUUUGGUAUACCAAGCUUGAAGGGACAAGCAUUGGUCAAUUGUGCUCCCGAUGUGGUAGCAAGCGCAAUGGGAUACGGGGCCUCCUCCGUGUUGGCCGGCAAUGUUCUUCCACAUCCGUGCAUCCUUGAGCUGGCUGGGCUGCAGCUAAACUCUGGCUCUAUCUGGCCAAUCACCUCCGCAUUGACAGGCUCCACUACCGCUGGUAACGACUCUGACUCGACCACCAGCGGCGUUGGUAGCUGGCUGGGAAACUAUGACUCGAAUCCGUCUGGUUGUGGAUCAUCGGAGGCCAGUGGCUCUAACCUAAUGCCCAGCUUCAACGGUCCUUUGAUCUGUAUAGGCAAAUCGGAUGUCUGGCUGACACUACGCGCACUGUCUGGUCUGAUACACAAGACGGCUAACAAUUUGCGCCUUCCUGGUACCAAGAUUUUUUAG